Molecule: messenger RNA, 765 nt
Organism: Vigna umbellata (rice bean)
Lineage: Eukaryota; Viridiplantae; Streptophyta; Magnoliopsida; Fabales; Fabaceae
Source: RefSeq, a predicted model, not a curated record
UUCAUUUGCUUCUUGCUCUCACCGCAGAGAAUCCCCUCACACGUUAAAGGAGGUGGUUGUGCUAUAUGUAGGAGCGUGCAAGACAAAAGCUUGUACUAUUUAUGAACAAGUUCUCAACUUUGUUUGAGAAAAAAUUUCUUGAAUAUGGCUGCCACAUUCUUCUCUCAAUCGCUUCUUCAAUCCAACAAUCUUUCUCCUUCUUGUCUCUCUCCUCGCAUCCCUCAUUCUCUGGCUAGCCGUGUCAAACCCUCCUGCCUCGGGGUGGUUUCUGUGAGCAAAAGGUUAAGUGGGGUGGUGCCCAAUGCUGCUCUGAAAGCCUUGGAAACUAAUUCGGAUUUCCCCAUUUCGGCUAAGAAGUCCAUCGACAACCCCAUUGUUGUUAUUGAUAACUAUGACAGCUUUACCUAUAAUCUUUGCCAGUAUAUGGGAGAGUUAGGAUUUCACUUUGAGGUCUACCGCAAUGAUGAGUUGACAGUGGAGGAGUUGAAAAGGAAAAAUCCUAGAGGAGUGCUAAUAUCACCUGGGCCAGGGGAACCUCAAGAUUCUGGCAUAUCUUUGCAAACAGUUUUGGAACUUGGACCAACUGUACCAUUGUUUGGUGUGUGCAUGGGUUUGCAGUGCAUUGGUGAGGCUUAUGGAGGAAAGAUUGUUCGUUCUCCUUAUGGUGUCAUGCAUGGAAAAAGUACCUUGGUUUAUUAUGAUGAGCAAGGAGAAGAUGGAGUACUUGCUGGACUGUCAAAGUAAGGUUUCUGCUUCCGAUUUAUU